Messenger RNA from Aspergillus tubingensis, 7791 nucleotides. Its product is annotated as type I polyketide synthase. The transcript is spliced from 14 exons. Gene Ontology annotation, molecular function: oxidoreductase activity; fatty acid synthase activity; 3-oxoacyl-[acyl-carrier-protein] synthase activity. Gene Ontology annotation, biological process: fatty acid biosynthetic process; secondary metabolite biosynthetic process. The record is from RefSeq and is a predicted model, not a curated record. Lineage: Eukaryota; Fungi; Ascomycota; Eurotiomycetes; Eurotiales; Aspergillaceae. Bases 1 to 7791 code for a protein of 2596 amino acids.
AUGGUGUCCUUUUCAGAAAACAGAGUCCACGAUGCCCCCGGGGGGAACAUCCUCGCUCCUCUAGCCGUUGUUGGAAUGUCGUUGAAAUUUCCACAAGAUGCGACAUCCCCGGAAGCAUUUUGGAAUAUGCUGGUUGAAGGCCGAUGUGUCUCGACAGAGUUUCCGACCAAUAGAAUGAAUAUCGACGCCCAUCACGACGCUGAACGAGGCCGACUCCACAGCGUCACAUGCCGAGGAGCACACUUCAUGAAAGAGGACCUUGGUCUUUUUGACGCACCCUUCUUUGGGAUCAAUGAUGCCGAUGCGAAGGCUAUGGAUCCUCAACAGCGCCUUGCGUUAGAGACAGUUUACCGUGCGCUGGAGAAUGCCGGGCUUCCGAUCGAGCAGGUUGCAUGCUCCAAGACCAGCGUCUUCGCGGGCUCCUUUUGUAGCGAUUACCAUAUGCUGCAGAUUAAAGAUCCGCUCAACGUGCCUAAGAAUGCCACUGCUGGAACUGGUCGGAAUAUGAUUUCGAAUCGCAUCAGUUGGUUUUACGACUUCUUAGGUCCUAGCGCGACCGUUGAUACCGCCUGCUCAAGCAGUCUAAUGGCGGUGGAUCUCGCCUGUCAAUCUAUAUGGGGCGGUGAUGCUGCAAUGGGCAUCGCCAUUGGCUGUAAUAUAAUCCUGGCUCCAGAGAUGACCAUUGGCCUAGACAAUCUGGGGCUGUUAUCGAGAGAUAGCCACUCUUAUAGCUUCGAUAAGAGAGCCAAUGGAUAUGCCAGAGGAGAAGGUGUCGGUGCUGUGGUCAUCAAGCGGCUUGAUGACGCUAUAGCCGAUGGAGACACCGUGAGGGCAGUCAUUCGAUCGUCCAGCUCGAAUCAGGAUGGGAAGACGCCUGGAAUUCUGCAGCCGAGCAAGGACGCGCAGGUUCGUUUGAUCCGGGAUACCUAUCAAAAGGCUGGUCUGGACAUGGGGGUCACUAGAUAUUUUGAAGCACAUGGAACGGGAACACCCAUCGGAGACCCGAUCGAGGCUCGAGCUAUUGGUACGGCAUUUCGCUCAUAUCGAUCAGAGGAAACGCCCCUAUAUGUUGGUUCUGUGAAAUCCAACAUCGGCCAUUUGGAAGGGGCCAGCGGGAUUGCUGGUUUUAUAAAAGCAGUCCUUGUGUUAGAGAAGGGUGUUAUUCCACCGAAUAGCAGCAAUCUACAGAACACAAACCCGCAGAUUGAUGAAGAUUAUCUGAGGCUGAAUAUAGUAAAAAGCGCCAUUGUCUGGCCUACUACUGGACUACGACGAGCAUCCGUGAGCUCAUUCGGCUUUGGUGGUGCUAAUAGCCAUAUUGUGCUUGACGAUGCUUACAAUUCCCUCCGACUGAGUGGCUCCGAGAGUGUUGGCCACCAGACUGUGAUAGUGCCUGCACUGGGGCACACCAAUGGUAUACCACAAUUAAAUGGUCACCACAGUACUAAUGGUGUAGACACGUUCAACGACUCCACAAUUGCCUGCAAAACAGUUCCGAAGCUUCUAGUCUGGUCAGCCGCAGACCAAGCAGGCAUAAAACGUCUUGCAGAGAGCUGGAGCACGUAUCUCGCAGAUUUAUCAGUUGAGGAGCCAGAAGAGUACCUGGGGGAUUUAGCACAUACCUUAUGUGGCAGGCGAAGCCACUGGGCCUGGAGGUCGUUCGUUGUUGCUAAACCAGGGGUACUUCUACAAGAUCUGACCAACCAGUUUUCCCUCGCUACCCAAAGCGUUGAUUCGCCACACCUUGCAUUUGUCUUCACUGGCCAAGGCGCUCAAUGGUACGCAAUGGGCCGGGAGCUUAUAGGUCAUUAUGAAGUUUUCUCAAGGACCCUCACCGAAUUAGGCGCGUAUCUCAAAGAGCUUGGAUGUUCUUGGGAUAUUUUGGAGGAACUACAGAAACCAGGGCUGGAUUCGAAUGUGAAUGACCCAUCUUAUGGCCAGCCACUUUGCACGGCACUACAAAUUGCAUUGGUAGAUCUUCUUGAAAGCUGGAGUAUUUCGCCUGCUGCAGUGGUUGGCCAUUCCUCUGGUGAGAUUGCCGCGGCAUACUCUUCCGGGGCGUUAACGAAGUGGUCUGCGCUAAAGAUUGCAUACUUCAGAGGGUCUCUAGCAGGGGACUUAGGAAGAUCUAGCAGCAUGAAAGGAGCUAUGCUUGCUGUAAGCCUGUCUAAGGAGAAUGCGCAGAAGUACCUGCACACACUGGAGACCCAGUUUGAUAGUCCGGAAGUUGUUAUCGCUUGCGUCAAUAGUCCUCAGAGUGUCACAUUAUCCGGGAAACUGGAGCAGAUUGACGCACUGCAUGGCCUGCUAAAUCGGGACGGCGUAUUUUCUCGCAAGCUGGCGGUCAACGUUGCUUACCACUCGUUCCAGAUGCGGGAGAUUUCUGAUGCAUAUUUCACUGCCCUCGGGGGCCUGGAGGCACCGUGCAAUAGAAAGCGAAGACGGCCUUUUAUGGUGUCCUCCGUCACUGGGACAUUGAUUUCAAGCGAGCGGCUAGUGGAACCGAAGUAUUGGGUCGACAACAUGGUCUCACCAGUGCUGUUCCACAAUGCAGUAAGCUAUCUAUGCUCCCAAUCUGGCAAGACGUACAAGAAAAUCGAUGGAAGUCACCGCCAUGCUGUCAAGAUUGAUCACCUUCUAGAAAUUGGCCCACAUUGUGCACUGCAAGGGCCGUGUCGGGAUAUUGUCAGUGUCUUGGGAAAGAGCGACAAAGUUUCAUAUGUUCCUUUCCUGGUACGCAACCGCUCCGCUCUGGAAUGCGCCAUGGAAGGUGCAGGCCGUCUUCACUGCAGCGGAUAUCCAAUCAAAUUGUCGUCGGUCAAUGAAGACGGCGAGGCAAAGGCUGAACGACGACCCCGUGUGCUACUGGAUCUGCCUGAAUAUCCCUUUAAUCACUCUACAUCUUACUGGCAUGAAAGCCGAUUGAGCGAAGGAUACAGAUUCCGUCGAUAUGGCUACUUGGAACUUCUCGGUACUCCAGAGCAAAGCGGUAAUCCAACGGAGGCUAGCUGGAGGAAUAUCAUCCGCGUCUCCGAUAUCCCCUGGGUGCAAGAUCAUAAGAUCAAUAGCACUAUUCUAUACCCAGGUGCCGGUAUGCUGGUUAUGGCAAUCGAAGCCAUCAAGCAACUGGCUGAUCCGGACCGACUCCUUACUGGAUUCAAUAUACGGGAUGCUGUAUUCUCUACUGCCCUUCAGAUUCCUACGCACGCGGAAGGAAUAGAAGUCAAUGUUCAUCUGAAACGCGCGAAGGAGGGGAGGUCUGACGCCACCGGAUGGUUUGAAUGGCGCAUAUAUGCAUACGACAAUGGAAACUGGGUUGAAAACAGCACAGGGUCCAUCCAAGCUCUAUAUGACAGCCAAAAUACAGGUCUAGAUGCUAAUAUUCGAGAAGAGAGGGCAUGGGAAACCCAUCUUCUUGAGGCAUAUAACAGUGCAGUCCGCUCAUGUACGUCGGCCUUUGACCCGAAGACUUUCUACAGGAAUCUCAAUAGCUGUGGAUAUCAGUAUGGGCCUGAAUUUGCCGCAAUACAAAGUAUUGGUUACAGUGAAUCGGACUGCAAAGCGCUCGUCACAGACAUCCGGACAUUCCACCCUACUGGGGUUUGCCUGGCUCAUACUAUACACCCUACAACCCUUGACGCGAUCAUUCAGAUGGCAGCCGGGCUGGAAUCAAACAUGGGCCAGAAUGUGACCAAUGUGGCUGUACCUGUACGAAUUGACCGGCUCUGGCUGUCUAACACAGGUGACCUCAGUCGUCCAAAGGCAGAUGCUAUCAAGGCAUAUGCAGCUUGCAGUCAAUCUGCCGUAGGGUAUAAAAGUUACUCAAUGACAGCAGUGGACAGGGAAGUCUCUAGAGCACUUCUGAAUCUUGAAGGCUUGAAAGUGACAGCCAUUGCCAGCGCGGAAAUGAGCCCUGUCUCAGAUCAAUUCAUGACAGACAACCUAUGUCACUAUAUAGCACAUAAACCUGACAUUGACCUGUUGACAUCCGAAGAGGCCCAGGCGCUUUACGGGGCUCACAACUCACAGGUCCUAGAGCCGGUGGAGCACUUUACUGAGCUUGACUUUCUUGCGGCAGCUUCCGUCAGCAGGUAUGCAGCCUCUUUCCGCGAAGAGGAAAGACAGGAUUUGCCGUCCCACUUGAACAAAUACAUCGACUGGGCCCUGGAGGUCAAGGCAAGCCUUGAUAGUGGCUUAUCCGAAUUCAGCACCAAGGAAUGGAUGGAUCGCCUGGGCGAUGAUGACUAUGUCAACAAGCUACACAGGCGAGUUGGGAGUGGCAGUAAAAGGGGACAGCUAACAAGUACCGUAUGCCGAAAUCUGGCAGGCUUCGUGAAAGACCCACUUACGAAUCUGUUCGGCAACAAUCUGCUCGCCGAUGUAUAUCAUGAAAUGCUAAACGCGCAGUCGAUCAAACCACGGCUGGACAUGGUCAUUAGCGCACUGGGGCACAAAAACCCACGGAUGAAAAUUCUAGAAGUGGGAGCUGGCACUGGAGCCAUGACUGACUUCUGCAUUAGGGCGCUGAGCAUGGACUCUUCAACAGACUCAAGUCUGCGCCGUUAUGGCCAGUGGGACUUUACUGAUAUUUCGAGCUCCUUUUUCCCAGGGGCACAAGAAGUCUUUGCGGCAGAAGGCCAGCGUAUGCGAUUCAAGGUUUUGGAUAUUGAAAAGGACCCUGAGAUACAGGGGUUUGAGUGUGGCACUUACGAUAUGGUCGUAGCCUUUAUGGUGAUACAUGCCACGAAAGACUUGGCUGUAAGCCUACGCAAUGUGCGGAAGCUAUUGAAAGAGGGUGGAAAGCUUCUACUGUUCGAAAUCACCAACUUUCAUCCUCUCAGGGUCAAUCUUAUCUUUGGUCUGCUUGACGGAUGGUGGAGAAGCACGGAACAGUACCGUCAGACGGGCCCCUGCAUCAGUGCCGAGAAGUGGGGAGAGCUCUUGACAGAGACAGGCUUCUCAGGGUGCGAUCUCGUGGUUGAGGAUUACGAAGCCAAUGUUUGCCGUGAAGGAAGCAUGAUUGUGUCGACAGCCGUCGCGCCAAAGCCCGUCGAAAUCACAGCAGUGAACAUAAUCAUAAAGCUGGAAGACCAAACACAGGUUGAUCUGGCUGCGGCAAUAUCUGAGCGGCUGCGGCAACUUGGUAUCUCGAAGAUCACUCUGACAUCGUUGAAUGACAUCUUACAGCGGAAGUUAGCGACAGACUUGUUGGACAUCAGCCUUCUGGAAACGACAACCCCUUUCAUAUGCGACAUGGUUAGUUCAGAAUAUGAAAGCUUGCAAGCAUUGGUAGCAUCUACCAAGAGCCUCAUCUGGGUUGGAGAGGGCGGAGGGCGGCAGCCUCAUCCCAAGUAUCGACUGGUGGACGGGCUCUUCAGGGUCCUUAGUGCAGAGAUGUAUCGGGCUCGACUGACAAACCUCAGUCUGGAGUGUCACUCAUCGAGGGAGCACAAAGCCGCGCAGAUUUGCAAGCUAGUUGUCUCUGCCAUUGGUGAUAUGGAUAGGAGUGCAGACACGGAAUAUACGGAAAUCGAUGGGGUACUUCAAGUCAGUCGCCUGGUCGAUGCGAGGCCUCUGUCCCAAAGGAUUGUCAGAAAGGCUCGUCCUCAGCAGGAGGGACUGUUACCAUAUGGUUCCGGGCCAUCAGUGAGACUGAACAUAGGAUCGCCCGGUCUCCUGAACACGCUGCAUUUCGUUGAGGACAAAAACCUGCAAAAGCCACUUGGUCCAAAAGACAUACAAAUCAAGGUCAAAGCCGUGGGUCUGAAUUUUCGCGACGUGCUUGUCGCACUGGGAAGGUUGGAGAGUGAUACCCUCGGGGCAGAAUUUGCCGGCGAAGUUGUCCAGGUUGGCGAUCAAUGCCAGAAGUUUCAGCCCGGCGACAGAGUUGUCGCCUUCCAUGCCAGUCGCUAUGCUAACUAUGUGACUGUGCGAGAGGAUAUGCCGGUGGUUAAGAUCAGGGAUGAGAAGAUGCCAUAUACAACGGCUGCCGCUAUCCCAGUAGCUUAUGCAACGGCGUGGAUAACUCUUUCCAAGAUAGCAAGGCUCGAAGCAGGGGAAUCUAUACUAAUUCACUCUGGGGCCGGUGGUACAGGACAGGCUGCUAUACAGGUAGCUCAAUACCUAGGAGCGACAGUAUUCGCGACGGUGUCGACCGAAGAGAAGAGGCAGCUCCUGAUGGACCACUAUAACAUUCCAACGGAGCAUAUUUUCUCCAGUCGAAACACACUAUUUGCCAAGGGUAUCCGACGUCUCACUGCUAACAGAGGCGUAGACGUUGUUCUCAAUUCGCUAUCUGGUGACGGGCUUAUUGCUUCGUGGGAAUGCAUUGCACCGUACGGUCGGUUUUUGGAGAUUGGAAAGAACGAUAUCCUGUCCAACUCCAAGCUACCAAUGCUACACUUUGAGCGAAACGUGAGCUUCACGGCUAUCGACCUUGCUGAAAUGGCAAUGGACAGACCGCAUAUAAUCAGGGCAGCUUUGGAGAAAGUCUUCUCCCUACUGGAAGAAGGCCAGAUAAACCUUGUUCAUCCUUUGCAGGUGCGAGGUAUCGCAGAUAUCGAACAAGCAUUCAGGCAGAUGCAGACUGGAAAGAACUCAGGCAAGACUGUGUUGGAGAUGAGGGAUACGGACGAAGUCAUGACGGUUCUUGACACGAAGCCUGCAUAUACAUUCGGGCCCGAUGCCACAUAUGUUAUUGCUGGUGGCCUGGGCGGUCUCGGUAGAAGCAUUGCCCGCUGGCUCGUUGAGCGAGGAGCACGUAACUUGAUACUGCUCUCGCGCUCUGGCCCGGCAAGCCCCCACGCCAGGAGCUUGGUCGAGGAGCUGCACGCACGAGGUGCACGAGCCAUCACUCCUGCAUGUGAUAUCACAAACAGAGAACUACUGAAAACCGUCCUCGAGGUUUGCAGCCAGCUGAUGCCUCCAAUCAAGGGAUGUGUGCAGGCAUCAAUGGUCGUUCGCGCUCAUAACUUCGAAAGCCUACCCUACCAAUCCUGGAAAGAGACCACAACCCCCAAGGUCCAGGGAUCAUGGUACCUACACGAGCUUCUCCCACGAGGCAUGGACUUUUUCGUUCUCAUGUCCUCGGUCUCGGGCAUCAUGGGAGUAGUCAGUGACUCUGGCUACGCCGCAGGCAACACGUUCGAAGACGGACUAGCGAGAUACCGCGUCGGAUUCGGCGAAAAGGCGGUCUCACUCGAUCUAGGACUCUUCCUAACAGCAGGAUACCUCAAAGAGAACCCAGAAAGCCGAGAGCAAUUCCUCGCCAACACGGUCCUUGACGAAAUACAAGAAUCCCAUCUACACGCCCUCCUAGACACCUACUGCGACCCCGAUCAGGACCCAAUCACCAUGCAGGAAAGCCAAGUAGUCGUAGGCAUCACGCCGAGCAGACAGAAACUGGAAACCCGCAAGGCCGAGUGGCUAGACCGCCCCCUCUUCCGACAUUUAUCUCUGACCGAUAGCAGCACAGAGAGCAGAGGAAACUCCGAAGACUCCUCCAACCUGGCAGCCCUGUUUGCGGGGGCGUCAUCAACAGAAGAGGCGGCGGCGAUCGCCAUGCGCGCAACACGGGAGAAGCUCUCCAUUAUGAUGUCGACGCCAGUGGACGAGAUCGACACGGACAAGCCCAUUCACCAAUACGGAGUGGACUCGCUGGCGGGGGUGGAGCUGCGGAAUUGGUUUGCGCGCGAGCUGCGGGCGGACCUGGCCAUGUUUGACAUUCUGGGUGGUGCGAGUCUUGCAUCGGUGGUAACGUUGGCAGUGGGGAAGAGCGAAUACCGACGAUGA